AUGCAUCCGCACACCGCCAGAAAUCUGCUAACCAUAUCUUCACACGUGGUCCACGGAAAAGUCGGAAAUGAUGCCAUCCAGUUUCCGUUAAAUCUUCGAGGUUGGAACGUGGACUGUAUUCACACCACCAACUUUUCCAACCACCCCGGGUACGCCUCCUUUAAAGGCUCCAAAACAGAUCCGGAAAUAAUCAGGUCGCUCUUCCGGGGCCUCCAAAAGAUACACGUGCGAUAUGAUGCCGUCAUAGUGGGCUACAUAUGCAGCAAGGCAGUCUUGGAAAUCGUCAAUCAUGAAAUUCUUCAACAACUUGUGCCCUCCACAAAAAUAGUAAUCGACCCCAUAAUGGGCGACCACGGCAAACUGUAUGUCGCAGAGGAGUUGGUGGCCGUUUAUAAGGAGCUGCUAAGGCCAGCUGGCAGCAAUUUCUCCGUGGAUCUCUUGACUCCAAAUCAGUUCGAGAUGGAAAAGUUGACAGACAUCAACAUCACCGAUAAGGCCUCACUCACGCAGGCUAUUGGUGCAUUCUUCGAUAUGUUCAGUGUGAAAAACCUAGUGAUAACCUCGGUCAACUUUCAGGACACGCAGAAGAUCUCAUGUGUAUGUGCAACGUCCAAAAGCAGCAUUACUGUGAUUACUACUCCAAGAAUUAACGCCUCGUUUUCCGGCUCUGGCGACUUGUUCAUUGGUUUGCUUACCGACCGGUUCAUCAAGACGGGAGGAGACCUAGUUUCCUCAUUGAGGAAUACGAUUGAAGUGGUGCAGAGAGUUCUAGAAGUGACAUAUAGUCUUACAGACAGAGGCAAUCAUCCAGACUCCAGGAUCUAUAUUCCAGAUCUCCGCAUUAUAGAGAGCAAGCCAUACUUGCUUGAGGACGGUGUAAGCGAGAAGGACUACCAGGGUGAGAUAUAUCGGAUAUAG
Molecule: messenger RNA, 918 nt
Organism: Brettanomyces bruxellensis
Lineage: Eukaryota; Fungi; Ascomycota; Pichiomycetes; Pichiales; Pichiaceae
Exons: 1
Coding region: 1-918 (305 amino acids)
Biological process (GO): pyridoxal 5'-phosphate salvage
Cellular component (GO): cytosol
Molecular function (GO): pyridoxal kinase activity
Source: RefSeq, a predicted model, not a curated record